Messenger RNA from Colletotrichum navitas, 3998 nucleotides. RefSeq lists its product as uncharacterized. Gene Ontology annotation, cellular component: plasma membrane; mitotic actomyosin contractile ring, proximal layer; cytoplasmic side of plasma membrane. Gene Ontology annotation, molecular function: protein binding; phospholipid binding. Lineage: Eukaryota; Fungi; Ascomycota; Sordariomycetes; Glomerellales; Glomerellaceae. The coding region runs from base 470 to 3586 and encodes 1038 amino acids. Gene Ontology annotation, biological process: cytoskeleton organization. The transcript is spliced from 5 exons. The record is from RefSeq and is a predicted model, not a curated record.
UCCACAUCAAGCCACGAAAUCGGUUGGACGAGGAUACCUGUUAACAGCUGACAAGUCGACAAGGGAGCAGGGACAUUCCUUUUACACAACCCAUCACAUUGAGGCUUGCUUACCUACGUACACAGGUAGAGAGGCAGGCUGCUAUUGCAUCCCUCAAGCGGUACGUACCUUGCGCCUCCAAGAUUCUCAUGGGCGCUGGGCGGCAGACUGGUUACCCGGCAACGCACCCAAACAACUCUAUCUCUUCUUCAAACGACCGAUAGUACUUAUCUCUGCCAACGAGGCUUCUCAUCUAUUCUCUAUAUUGUAUAGAGUAUAUUUGAGAAGAGCAAUCAGCUUUGUAUCGUUCAUUUUAACCAUCAGUCCUUCGCGAGCAUCCAACCAUUGCUGCUACGAUUACGCUUCUCGACAGAUUAACUCCGAUUACUCCCUAUCUUUAUACAGCGGGUUGACAUCUCUCGCAGGCAGAAUGCCUGCAACAACAAUGGAAGCGCCAUCCGUGGCUCUGUCAUUCGCAAACAACUUUUGGGGAAAAGAAGAUGCCGGUGUCGGCCCCCUCCUUGACCGCAUGCUUGCUGCCAAGCAGACGUGCGAUGAGCUUAAGGCAUUCUACAGUGCUCGAGCCUCGAUCGAAGACGAAUAUGCCCGAAAGCUGCUUUCAUUGUGUCGCAAACCCCUUGGGUCCCACGAGACGGGGAGCUUGAAGACCUCAUUAGAUACCGUUCGAGGUGAAGUCGAGUCGAUGGCGAAGCAACAUCAAAGCAUUGCAGCGCAGAUGAAGACUGAGUUGGAGGAGCCACUUGCUGCAUUCGCCGGUGCCAUGAAGGAAAGAAGAAAGAUUGUACAAAAUGGUAUUGAGAAGAUACUCAAAAUAAAGAUCCAGCAGACACAGCACGUGAACAAGACUCGAGAUCGGUUCGAGCAGGAAUGCCUCAAGAUCAAAGGCUACCUCGCCCAGGGACAUAUGGUCAUGGGCCAAGAAGAACGCAAGAACAAAGCUAAGCUGGAAAAAACGCAGAUCAGUGUCGCAACCUCCAAUACAGAGUACGAAAACGCGGUCAAGGCGCUCGAGGACACAACUGCGAGAUGGAAUCGAGAGUGGAAAGCCGCAGCCGACAAAUUCCAGGACUUGGAAGAGGAGCGUCUUGACUUUACCAAAAGCAGCCUCUGGACUUUUGCCAAUGUCUCUUCCACUGUCUGCGUCAGCGACGAUGCUUCCUGUGAAAAAAUACGACUAUCGCUUGAGAAGAUGGAUGUUGAAACGGAUAUUGUCAGCUUUAUCAAGGAACAAGGUACUGGUCAGGAGAUCCCAGAUCCUCCCAAAUACAUCAACUUCUGUCGGGGAGACAUCAACGAUACGCAGUCAGAAUCGUCUGACGACGAUAACUACUCGGUCGCGCAGUUUCCCAGAAGUAUCAACCCAGCGUUCCGGUCAUCUUCCCCGCAACCCUCGACUUACGAAUCGCACCAUGACCCAAACUCAAGCCUCGCCCAGGAUCUUGGACACAAAGAAUUAGCCCCGGUAUCUUCAAGGACUGCUGCUGUCCCUGAUAUGGGUCGCAAAGAAGCGAGUUCCUCUAUAUCCAGACACCAGGCUCCAGAUACAGCACGAGCCGAUACCAGCCCCUCCUCCAAAGGCUUUGCACCAGAACAGAGCCACAAGAAUGCUGGCUCUUCUUCCAGGAGCUUCGCGCUGGAAACUAGACAGGAUGACGCAAGCCCUCCAAGAAGUUAUUUCCAGGACAUGGGCCGGCGGGAGAUGGUCCCAAGGUCUGUUCGUGAAACCCCACCGUCGAUGCAGAAAAUGCCACCAGCAAUGGAUAAGCUGCGCCAGGGGGCUCAAAUUACCAAUCAGCAUGUUCAGCAACAACAACAACAACAGCAGCAGCAGCAGCAGCAGCAGCAACACCAAAGCCGGCCCCAAGUUGAUGUGAGCCAACAUAGCUCAUUUGCCGCCGUUCCGCAUGAUCCAUAUCCUCUCGAUGGCAUGACGAUGCUGUGCCGUACUGGGCCCCAAUCCGAGCGUAGUUCUCACCCCCCUUCAGCUCGACCAUCGAGCCGUGACUCGCAAAGCGACUACUCAAACCCAACUUCGAUCUCAAGCCAAGAGCCGCCUAGCGAUAAAAUUUCUCCAAUCAAGCAGGAGCAAGUCAACGCGCCACCUCCAGCAUCAGACAAACAGGUCCUCAAGAAGAGAAGUGGUUUCUUCCAGAAUCAUAGUCCUUUCCGUCGGAAGAGCACAAAGGAUACUCAAGGACCGCCGGCAAACAGAAACACAUGGCAUCCUGUAUCCGCUCAAGGAAGCCCAUCCCGAAGACCACAUUUGUCAACACAAGAAACAUCAAACCUGCUCGGAGAUAGAUCAGCGAACAGUCCAGAGCCGAUUGAUGCGAAUGCCAGUCUUGCACUGAAUGUAGGGCAGAAUGUCUUCUCAGUCACAACCCCGGACCUGGAAAAGAGAAAGGGCUCGAGUGUCCAGCCCUCCCAGCCUGAGACCGAUCCAAUUGCCCUAGCCCUCGCAGAGCUCAAGGGUGUCGGCGUCGGCAAGCAAUCGAGCGUACGUGUUUCGGCUGACCGCUACCACGGCAUCGCCACUCCAACGCCUAGUUCUCAGCCAUUCUCCAGGUCGGUCCCACCAGCUGCAAGCAACGGCGGCGCUAUGACCGCGGGUCUUAGAGGAACACCGCCUCCUUAUGACCAACAAGUCGUUCAGAGACUUGGGGUGCCCCCUCAGGCAGUAACGGCAAAGGCUAUGAAGGAAACAUCGCAGAAGUUUGCCGACCAAACCCGAAGCAUGUUCAACCCAGUGAAGCGUCCCGGAUCAGGCUACAGCGGAACCACUCAAUCUCGACCGAUGACAAGAGGGAGUGAUGUCCCUAGAGCGGCAUCCCCGGCUCCAAUACGAAGCGCUUCCCCGAGGGUGACGCCGGCUGAAGAUGUCCGGAGCGCCUAUCGAAGCUCGCCGCGCAGCGCUUCUCCGAGGACUGGGUUGGCGGAAGAUGUCCACGGCGAGUACGGGUCUGCCUCACCUAGUCAUCGUGGAUCCGUGGGUAGAGACACCUCGCAGAUGAGCAGUACGCCCCGAAGAGGGUCUGAACAGCCGUAUUAUAGACAGAACUCGCCAAGCAGCAUUUCGAGAACAGCAUCUCCGGCUCCUUAUUUGGAGAAGAUGCGCCCUGGCAGUAGCCAUGUUGCCAACGACAUGGCGGUUCAGUUAGCGUCCCUUGGCGAUGAAACUUACGGAUCAAUGCGCGGUCGAGGCGGGAACCGUCCUGGUACGAGCUCUAGUAACCGGGCCAUGGGUCUUUACGAGGGAGGCGGGCCACCCGGGCAAGGCGAUUCGAGGCCGCGUAGCAAGAGUGUAGCAGACCCGUCGCGGCAGUACACUCGAGAUGGCAGGCCUAUUUUGCACUUUGCAAGAGCUCUGUACAUGUACCAGGCGGCCAUUCCGGAGGAGCUGGGGUUCGCCAAAGGCGACCUACUCGCGGUUCUGCGCCACCAAGAUGACGGCUGGUGGGAGGCCGAGGUGCAUGGAAGCAAUGGGCGAAUGGGGUUGGUCCCAAGCAACUAUCUUCAGCCAUGUUAGAGCAAUUCGCUGGUUGAAAGUGGUGCUGGAUGGGCUUGCUUGUGGUGACACUGGCACGAGGCCAGUAAGAGCUAGUGAAGCCGGCCAACUUGACGAAGGCUAAUGUUAUGAAGUCAACAACUGUGAGACUUGAUCUUGAUUGUACGAUUUGUCUUAUUUUCUUGUUUCUUCUUCGUUUGGAGUUGGGAGUCUGAUGAGAAUGAUAGCGCCUAGCUCAGAUAUGCAUUGGUUGUUGGCUCUCACGGGAACCAUGAGAAUCAAGCUGUGGCAUUCCGGCUAGUUGAUGACGCUGUUCCAGUUACGAUGCCUAUGCAAGUUUAAGUAAUCCAUGCUAUGUACCCAAAUGUAUAUGCUUAUAGAGGGGUAGACAGAACCGUAGUAGAGAUAAUCACCCACCUGCGAAAGACAUACC